Molecule: messenger RNA, 10365 nt
Organism: Symbiodinium necroappetens
Lineage: Eukaryota; Dinophyceae; Suessiales; Symbiodiniaceae
Source: the annotation of a GenBank genome assembly
AUGGCAGAACUCGCAGUCGUCGGCGGUGGUGGCGGUUUCAUCGGCGGGCACCUCGUCAAGAGCCUCCUCGAGCAGGGCUACAACGUCCGCUCCGUCGAUAUCAAGCCCAUCGACGAGUGGUACCAGGUCCACGACGGCGUCGAGAACGUCCAGGCCGACCUCAAGAACAUCGACAACUGCAUGAAGUACAUGGCCGACGCCGAGCGCAUCUACCAGCUCGCCGCCGACAUGGGCGGCAUGGGCUUCAUCGAGCUCAACAAGGCCCUCUGCAUGCUGAGCGUCCUCACCACCACCCACGCCCUCAUGGCCGCCAAAGAAGGCGGCAAGUGCAACCGCUUCUUCUUCUCCUCCUCCGCCUGCGUCUACAACGCCGACAAGCAGAAGAGCGAAGACGUCAUCCCGCUGAAGGAAGAGGACGCCUACCCCGCCGCCGCCGAGGACGGCUACGGCUGGGAGAAGCUCUUCACCGAGCGCAUGUGCCGCCACUUCCGCGAGGACUUCGGCAUCCAGACCCGCGUCGCCCGCUUCCACAACGUCUACGGCCCCUUCGGCACCUGGGACGGCGGACGCGAAAAGGCCCCCGCAGCCCUCACCCGCAAGGUCCUCACCGCCAAGCACACCGGCAACCUCGAGAUGGAAAUCUGGGGCGACGGCAAGCAGACGCGCUCGUUCAUGUACGUCGACGACUGCGUCAAGGGCAUCAACAUGAUCACCGACUCCGACGACGUCCUCGAGCCCAUCAACCUCGGCUCCAACGAGCUCACCACGAUCAACGGCCUCGUCGACAUCCUCGAGGACAUCUCCGGCAUCAAGAUCGACCGCAAGUACAAGCUCGACGCCCCCAAGGGCGUCAACGGACGCAACUCCGACAACACCCUCAUCAACAAGUACCUCGGCUGGGAGCCCGGCAUCAAGCUCCGCGACGGCAUGGAACGCACCUACCACUGGAUCGAAGAGCAGAUGAUGAACAAGACCGGUGGUUUUUUCUUCGAGAGUCAGACCCACAUGAGCACCAAGGGCACCCUCCUCAUCUUCUCACAGGUCUACCCGCCGGACCCCGCCUCCGUCGGGCAGCACAUGCACGACGCGGCCACCGAAAUGGUCCGCCGCGGCUGGCGCGUGCGCGUCAUCUCCGCCAACCGCGGCUACGACGACCCCACCAUCAAAUAUCCCAACCGCGAGACCCGCGACGGCGUCGAGAUCCGGCGCGUCCCCUUCUCCAGCUUCGGCAAGGCCUCCAUCCCCCUCCGCGCCCUCGCCAUGGGCAUCUUCAUGCUCUUCUGCCUCUUCGCCGGCCUCACCACCCGCAACACGAAGCUCCUCCUCGUCACCACCUCGCCCCCCAUGUGCGGCUUCGCCGCCGGCCUCGUCCACUCCGUCCGCCGCAUCCCGCUCGUCUACUGGGUCAUGGACCUCAACCCCGACCAGAUGAUCGAGCUCGGCAAAAUGAAGGCCGAUUCCUUCGCCGCGAAGAUGCUCAACGCCCUGCAGCGCUUCGUCUCCAAGCGAUCCAAGGCCAUCGUCGUCCUCGACCGCUUCAUGGGCGACCGCCUCCUCAAGAAGAUCGACGUCGCCGACCGCAUGACCACCAUGCCACCCUGGCCCCACGAGGACACCCUCGACGUUGUCAAGCACGAGGACAACUGGUUCCGCGACAAGCACGAGCUCAACGGCAAGUUCGUCAUGAUGUACUCCGGCAACCACGGCUACUCCACUCCCGUCGUCACCGCCGUCGACGCCGCCAUCGGCAUGCAGGACGAGACCGACGUCCACUUCAUGUUCAUCGGCGGCGGCGUCGGCAAGAAAGACGUCGACAACGCCAUCGAGAAGCACACGCCGAGCAACCUCGUCUCCCUCCCCUACCAGCCCUUCAAGGACCUCCGCUACUCCCUGAGCGCCGCGGAUGUCCACAUCGUCACCGUCGGCCCGGACGUCGUCGGCGUCGUCCACCCCUGCAAGAUCUACGGCGCCAUGGCCGUCGCCAGGCCCAUCCUCCUCAUCGCGCCCGACCCCUGCCACGCGUCGGACAUCAUCCGAGACCAGAAAGUCGGCUGGCACAUUCCGCAUGGAGACACCGAGCUCGCCAUCAAAACCGUCCGCGAGAUCGCCAGCACGCCGAAAGAAGAACUCGAGGCGAUGGGCGCACGAGCCAAGGCCUACAUCGACAACGAGAUGAAGAUGGACGUCCUCUGCAGCAAAUUCUGCGACAUCCUCGAGGGGGUGCUCGACAAGUACCUCCGCGAAUUCGCGGACUCCACCGCCGGCAUCAACAUCCAGUCCGUCGCCCAGGGCAAGCGCACCGUCUUUCAGACGGCGAUGGAUCUCUACAAGCUCUACGGCUUCAACUACUUCCAGUGGAAACUCCGCAACUACAUCUGGCGCAAAAUCCAGGCCAAGCUCUUCAACGACAUCCUGGGCUCCACGAAGACCUGCUACUCCGUGCGCGCCGUCGCCAAGAAAUACGGCGUCGAGGUCACCGAAGCCGUCGACGUGAACUCAGAAGAGUUCCUCAAACACCUCCGCGACCACGGAGUCCAGUUCAUCGUCUCCAUCUCCGGAACCCAGCUCUAUCGCAAGGCCCUCCGCGAGCAGACGUCCCACGGCAUCGUCAACUGCCACGGCGCACUCCUCCCCAAAUACCGAGGAUUGAUGCCCAGCUUCUGGACCCUCGCCAACGGCGAAGAAGUGGGGGGCGUCAGCGUCCACUACGUCGACGCCAAGCUCGAUAACGGCCCCAUCGUCGUCCAGAAGACCUACCGCAUUCACGCGCACGACACCCUCGAAGACAUCAUGAAACGCUCAAAAGACCUCGCCGCGGAAGCGAUCAUCGAGUGCGUGCGCAAAGUCGAAGCCGGCGACCCCGAGCUCAUCGAAAACGACGCCGAGCAGCAGACGCAUUUCUCGAUGCCGACGAGGGAAGAUGUCUUACGCUUCAAGAAGAACGGAUCGACCAUCAAGUCAUACAAAGACCUCGAAGUAUGGUCGAUCGGUAUGGACCUCGCCGAAGCGGGGUACCGUCUCACCGCGUCGUUCCCGAAGGAGGAGCGAUACGGACUGACCUCGCAGAUCAAACGCUGCGGCGUGUCGAUUCCAGCGAAUAUCGCCGAAGGCUGGGGGCGUCAGUCCAGACAGGCACGCUGCAAUCAAUCGAGCGAGGAAUCGAUCGCGAAAGCAACAUGCUCCGGGCGCUCGUACAGAGCCUCGACCGAGGAAGACGGGAUGGAUAACACAACCCCGAAAUCCCGUAAUCCCGAAAUGGCGAAAUCCCCAUCGCCCCCAAUCACGCACGCCCUCAGCUUCGACAUCGAAGACUGGUUCCACAUGGUGGAAAUCGAGGCUGUCGCGGACACUUCAAAGUGGCCGGACUACCCGUCGAUUGUGGUCGAUCGAUCCAAAUGGAUCGUGGACCUCAUCGGCGAAUACAACGCCAAAGCCACCUUCUUUAUGCUCGGCUGGGUUGCCGAGCGAUACCCCGAAAUCGUGCGCUACAUCGUCGAUCACGGCCACGAAGUCGGAACCCACUCCUACUGGCACCGCAAGGUCUACGAGCUCACCCCCGACGAAUUCCACGAGGACAUGAAGCACUCGAUCGACGUCAUCGCCGAUCAGGCCGGUGCCCCCGUCCGCGGCUUCCGCGCCCCCUCCUUCUCCAUCACGCCCGGGACCGAGUGGGCCUUCGACGUCCUCCACGACCUGGGCAUCACCUACGACGCCUCCCUCUUCCCCGCCUCCCGAGGCCACGGCGGCUACGCCUGCCAGCAGGAAGCCCACGACUUCACCGCCCCCAACGGCAAGCCCAUGCCCGAACUCCCCAUGUCCAUCAUGAAGCUCGGCAAAGCCGAGAUCCCCUUCUCCGGCGGCGGAUACAUGCGAUUCCUCCCCGGCUUCAUGAUCGAGCGCGGCUUCGACAGCUUCGAGAAACGGGGCAUCCCCGCCGUCAUCUACCUCCACCCGCGCGAUUUCGACCCGAACACCCCGCGCGUCCCCAUGCCCCUCAAGCGAAAAUUCAAGUGCUACGUCGGCAUGAAAACCACCGAGGGCAAGCUGCGACGCCUGCUCGCCAACCGCAGCUUCGACACCUGCGAGGCCGUCCUCCGCAACGCCGGCGUCCCCGCCCUCCACGCCGCGAUCAACACCAACGUCGAAGCCGCCGCCGAGCCGGCAAACGCCGCGGACGUCGCCACGGGCGAUGCUCCGGGGGGCGCGGACGACGGCCGCACGCGCUCCAACGUCGAGGUCCUCAUCCUCACCUUCAACGAGGAACUCAACAUCGAGCACGCCCUCCGAUCCGUCAUCGGAUGGGCCGACACCGUCUACGUCGUCGACUCCGAAUCGACGGACCGCACACGCGAGAUCGCCGAGGCCAUGGGCGCCCAGGUCAUCGUCCAGCCCUGGCUCGGCUACGCCAAGCAGAAGAACUGGGCCCUCCGCACCCUCCCCUUCAAGAGCGACUGGAUCUUCAUCCUCGACGCCGACGAGUCCAUCACCGACAAACUCCGCGACGAGCUCCUCACCAUCGCACAGACCCCCGUCGACCUCGUCCACGAGGCCGGCUUCUACGUCAACCGACUCACCUACUUCAUGGGCAAGCCCAUCAAGCACUGCGGCUUCUUCCCCAGCUACAACCUCCGCUUCUUCAAGAACGGGCGCGCCUGGUACGAGGACCGCGAGGUCCACGAGCACAUGGUCGUCGACGGCACCUCCAAACGCCUCAAGCACAUGAUGCUCCACGAGGACCGACGAGGCCUCGAGCACUUCAUCGCCAAGCACAACCGCUACUCCACACUCGAGGCCCGCGAGCUCAUCGCCGGCAAGAAAAAGAAGCGGGGCGUCCUCGCCACACGCCUCGAAUCCGGCAUCGCCCUCCGCCGCUGGCUGAAAUACAACGUCCAGCCCAACAUCCCCUUCGCCGGCGUCUGGCGAUUCCUCUACAUGUACUUCUUCCGCAUGGGCUUCCUCGACGGCGUCACCGGGUUCCGAUUCUGCAUGUUCCUCAGCAUGUACGACUACUUCAUCUCCCUGAAAUGCGCGGAAUUGAAACGCCUGGGCAUGGACCGCGAGCGCGCCGUCCCCGCCACCGCCCCCGCGCGCAAGGGCCUCGCCAUCGAAGAGGGCGUCAUCUCCGAGGGCGACAUCUCCCGCCCCGCGACCACCGCGACCACCGGGGCCGACGCCGACGGCGAGUCCAUGGAGGCCGGACCCCGAAUGCUCCGCGAGCGCGAGCGCAUGCUCAGCUCCGUCGUCAGCCAGAUGCGACCCGAGUCCAGCCCCUGGUCCACACGCGACAAGAUCAAACGCGUCGUCUGGAUGCUCGUCGGCCGCCCACUCUUCCGGCUCUCGUUCCACAACUGGUACGGAUUCCGCGCCAACCUCCUCAAAAUGUUCGGCGCCCGCGUCGGCAAGGGCGUCCGCAUCCGGCCCUCCGUCCACAUCGAGAUCCCAUGGCACCUCACCUUCGCCGACGGCGUCACCGUCGGCGACUCCGCCAUCCUCUACUCCCUCGGCCACAUCACCAUCGGCGCGCACACCAUCGUCUCCCAGUACGCCCACCUCUGCGCCGGAACCCACGACUACACCGACCACCGCUUCCUCCUCCUCCGCCCGCCCAUCACCAUCGCCGAAGACGUCUGGAUCGGCGCCGACGCCUUCGUCGGGCCCAACGUCCACGUCGGUCGCCAGGCCGUCCUCGGCGCACGCUCCUCCACCUACAAGUCCCUCGACGCCGGCAUGGUCUACAUCGGCAACCCCGCGAACGCGCCCGCCACCGAAAGCGCCGAGUACCGCGCCGCCGUCGAGUCACGCUCCGUCAGCCCCUACUCCAUCGCCGAGAAGAUCAAGCGCGUCGCCUGGAACUACGGCGGCCAGAUCCUCAUGAAGUGCACCUUCCACAACUGGUACGGCCUCCGCAACGCCCUCCUCCGCGCCUUCGGCGCGCAGAUCGGCGGCAAAGUCCGCAUCCGUCCCUCCGUCACCGUCGAGCAGCCCUGGAACCUCACCAUCGGCGACAACUCCUCCGUCGGCGACCACGUCAUCCUCUACUGCCUCGGCAAGGUCACCAUCGGGUCCAACGUCUCCAUCUCGCAAUACGCCCACCUCUGCGCCGGAACGCACGACUACAACGCCCCCGACAUGCCCCUCCUGAGGCCGCCCAUCGUCCUCGAGAACAACGUCUGGAUCGCCGCCGACGCCUUCGUCGGCCCCAACGUCACCGUCGGCGAGGGCUCCGUCCUCGGCGCACGCUCCAGCGUCUACAAGAGCAUCCCGGGAGAUCACGAAGCACCCCAUAUGAGCGACACGGUCACCCAACCCAUCAUCAUCAUCGGGACCCACCGCUCCGGAACAACAUUCCUCGGGCACGUCCUCGACCACCACCCCGACACCGCCUACUGGGAAGAGCCACGCCACGUCUGGGUCUACGGCAACACCUACAAACCCGACGACAAGCUCACCAAAGCCGACGCCUCCCCCAAGAUCAUCAGCCACAUCCGCAAGGAAUUCGCGAAAUUCCUCGCAAAGUCCGGCAAGCCGCGACUCCUCGAGAAGACCCCCAGCAACUGCCUCCGCCUCGAGCUCGUCCGCGAGGCCUUCCCCGACGCCCGCUUCGUCCACAUCUACCGCGACGGACGCGCCGUCGUCCGCUCCACCCGCGAGGUCAACACCGGCACCCCCGACGCCCAGUGGAUCGUCAAACGCCUCCUCGGCAUGCCCGUCUGGGAAUGGCCCUCCCUCGUCCCCCGCGCCUUCCGAACCUUCGGCGCCAAGCUCUUCGGCGGCAAGAUGUCCAUGUGGGGCCCCCUCCCCCCCGGCUGGCGCGAAUGGGCCGAGCACGACCCCCAGCACGUCCUCCUCGCCAAACAGUGGCGCCACACCAUCGAGCCCGUCCUCCAGUUCCGCGAAACCCUCCCCGAGGGCCAGUGGCUCGACAUGCGCUACGAGGACUUCAUGCGCGAGCCCGAGGCCCGAUGCCGCGAAAUCCUGGCAUUCUGCGGGCUCUCGGAAAGCGAGGAAGUCCUCGCCUACGUCCGGGAAACCGUCGACCCCACCCGCAAGGACAAGUGGCGCGACGAGCUCUCCGACCAGCACAUGGCCGACAUGGAGCCCGUCCUCCGAGAAACCGUCGAACGCCUCGGCGGAUCGAACCAACAACCUCGCAUCGAACCAACGGAGAGAACCAUGUCCGGCCUGAUCACGCCUCACGGCGGCUCCCUCGUCAACCGCGUCGCCACCGGCGACGAAGCCAAGAAACUCGCGUCCGAGGCCGCCAACCUCCAGCGCAUCGACCUCUCCGCCAAGCAGUCCUGCGACCUCGAGAUGAUCGGCAUCGGCGCCUUCAGCCCGCUGACCGGCUUCAUGGGCGAGGCCGACUUCAAGUCCGUCUGCACCGACAUGAAGCUCGCCUCCGGCGAUAUCUGGCCCAUCCCGAUCCUCCUCUCCGUCGACAAGGCCGACGCCCCCAAGGUCGGCGACCGCGUCGCCCUCUACGCCCCCAACGGCGUCCUCCAGGCCGUCAUGGACGUCGAAGAGGUCUACGCCCACGACAAGAAGCUCGAGAUCCCCAACGUCUUCCGCACCGAGGACGACGCCCACCCCGGCGUCAAGCAGGUCAUGAACGAGGGCGACACCUGCCUCGCCGGCCCCGUCCACGUCCUCGAAGUCUGCGUCGACCCCGACGGCCCCGAGGCCUUCAUCGACCACCGCAACGCCCCGGCCGACACCCGCGCCGAGUUCGAGAAGCGCGGCUGGAAGACCGUCGCCGCGUUCCAGACGCGCAACCCGAUCCACCGCGCCCACGAGUACCUCUGCAAGUGCGCCACCGAGAUCUGCGACGGCCUCAUGAUCCACCCCCUCGUCGGCGAGACCAAGCCCGGCGACAUCCCCGCGGACGUCCGCAUGGAGUGCUACCAGACCAUCAUCGAGCACUACUUCGUCGAUGAGCGCACCUUCCUCUCCGUCAUGCCCGCCGCCAUGCGCUACGCCGGCCCCCGCGAGGCCGUCCUCCACGCCCUCAUCCGCAAGAACUACGGCGUCACCCACUUCAUCGUCGGACGCGACCACGCCGGCGUCGGCGACUACUACGGCACCUACGACGCCCAGCUCAUCUUCGACGAGCUCGACAAGGACAACCUCGGCAUCGAGCCCCUCAAGUUCGAGCACGCCGCCUACUCCCGGAAGGCCCAGGGCAUGGUCUCCUCCAAGACCUUCCCCAAGAUCGAGGGCGACCAGAUCUUCCUCUCCGGCACCAAGGUCCGCGAGCUCCUCGCCAAGGGCGAACGCCCCCCGGCGGAGUUCUCCCGCCCCGAGGUCGCCGACGUCCUCAUCAAGCACACGGAUCGCGCGAUGCCCAAGUACGCGACCAAAUCCCGCCUCCGCGUCCAGAUGGAGCGCGUCUCCAAUCAGCUCACGCGGGCGCUCGCGCCGCGCCUCGGGCCGUCCAUCCCGCAGUACUACGUCUGCGAGUACCCCCGCUCCGGCGGGACGUGGCUCGCGCGCAUGCUCGCGGACUAUUUCGGCGUCGCGCGACCCGGCCCCUCCGUCUUCCCCAUCGGAUGCCGCGCCGUCAUCCACUCCCACUGGAAGUUCGCGCCCAAGGUGCGCAACGUCUUCGUCCUCACGCGCGACGGACGAGACGUCAUGACCUCCUACUGGUUCUACCACAUGCGCAACAUCCAGACGAAGAAGGCCUUCAACCACGCGCAGCAGCUCAAAACCUUCAACGCCCUCUUCGGCGAGGGCUUCGACAUGGACACCCCCGGCGAGAACAUGAGCGCCUUUCUCCGCCACGAGUUCGCCAACCCCCGCGGCGCCCGACUCAACUGGGCCGACUACAACCGCUCCUGGUACGACCCCGAUCGCCACACCUGGAUCGGCUACCUCACCUACGAGGACCUCCUCACCAGACCCGUCGAGGCGAUGAGCAAGGCCAUCGCCCACGUCACCGGCGAGCCCGCCGACGACCGCCGCCUCGAACGCACCAUCGAGCACUUCUCCAUGGCCUCCGACACCGGACGAAAGCAGGGCGAGGAAGACAAAACCUCCUUCAUCCGAAAGGGCAUCGCCGGAGACUGGAAGAACCACUUCACCCCAGGCGCCGCCCGCACCUUCGACGAGCUCGCCGGCGACAUGCUCGUCAAGCUCGGCUACGAGAAAGACCGAGACUGGGUCAAACGAUUCGAAGACGACCGCCACGGCGUGAAGAUCGUCCACCUCAUCAACUCGCUCGACCCCGACACCGGCGGACCACCCGUCGUCGUCUCCCGACUCGCCGCCGCGCAGGCCAGGCUCGGCCACACCGUCGCCAUCGUCGGCGGCCAGCCCGACGGGCGACAGGACCGCAUCGACGCCUUCAUGCGCGAAACGCCCGGCAUCGACGCCGUCGCCAUCCGCCAGUGCGCCAUCGCCGACGGCCCCCUCAGCACCUUGACCUCCGGCCCCGAACUCGCCCUCUUCGACGAGCUCCACGCGCAAGGCAAAAUAGACGUCGUCCACCUCCACGGCCUCUGGAAGCCCAUGCUCGUCCGUGUCGGGAAGUGGUGCCGCAAAAACAACGUCCCCUACGUCCUCUGCCCCCACGGCAUGCUCGACGAAUGGGUCAUGACCCAGGGCGCCGCCAAGAAGAAGUUCGCCCUCACCGUCACGCACAAGUCCCUCGUCGGCAAGGCCGCGUCCAUCCACUGCCUCAACGACCACGAGCGCACCAUCAUCGGCCGCUACAACUUCGGCCCCCGCCUGGACAUCAUCCCCAACGGCGUCUUCAUCGACGAGGUCGACAUCGAGACCAAACCCCGCGAGUUCCGCGACUCGAUCGAGGGCCUGGGCGACGCCCCCUACGCCCUGUUCCUCUCCCGCCUGCACUACAAGAAGGGCCUGGACAUCCUCGCCGACGCCUGGGCCAUCGUCGCGCCCGAGUUCCCGCAGACGAAACUCGUCGUCGCCGGACCCCGCGACGGCGACGCCAUCGACGAUUUCAACGCACGCAUCGCCAAGGCCAACCUGCAGGACACCGUCCUCGUCGUCGGCCCCAUCUACGGCCCCGCCAAAACCUCCGCCUACCGCGACGCCGAGCUCUUCGUCCUCCCCUCCCGCCAGGAGGGGUUCUCCAUGGCCAUCACCGAGUCCCUCGCCCUCGGCACACCCGUCGUCGUCACCCGCGAGUGCCACUACCCCGACGUCACCGAGUUCGAGGCCGGCGCCGAGACCGACCUCACCGCCGAGUCCACCGCCGACGGCCUCCGCCGACUCCUCCGCGACCCCGACUUCCGCGACGCCGCGGGCCGGCGCGGCGCCAGACUCGUCCGCGAGCGAUACACCUGGCCCGCCAUCGCAGAGCGCGCCGCCACCAUCUACGAUGCGCUGAUCAGGAACUGA